UUGUUCUCCAUUCACUUUAAUAGAACCAUGGAUUACAAGUGUGCUCUUAGGGAAGAGACGGCGCAGCUGGUGGCUGACUACCUGGAAUAUUGUUGCCGGAGGGAAGGCGCCCAGGAGCAGCCGGCCUCUACCCCAGCGGCAGCUACGCUGCGCUUGGUGGCGGGCGAGCUCCGCCGGCUUUACCAGGACUUCUUCGAGUGUGCCCAGAAUCAGCUACUCGACCGGGAACCUGAGCAAGUAAUCACCAACGUAGCGGAGCUCAUGGACCGAGGCGGGUUCAACUGGGGCCGGGUGGCGGUGCUAGUGGUUUUUGCCGGGGCGCUGCUGGAGAUGGAGGAACAGCAGAAAGAGGAGCAGGUACUGCAUCUUCGGAGGGAAACGAGCCGGCGCCUGACCGAAGAACUCUGCGACUAUCUGGUGGAGAAGAAGGGCGCGUGGUUGCAAGAGAACGGAGGCUGGACUGGUUUUCACCACCACUUCGCCAAAAGGCAAUCUCCACAAAGUGACUCAAGUAGUACCCUGUGCUGCAUAAUGGCAGCAGCAGCAGGAUUUGGACUAGUGGGGUUAGCUCUUUUAUUAGUCGUACGAUAAUGGAUUUUAAACUGUUUAUACCGGUCUUGGAAGUAAAGACCUAAGAGAUUUGGAAGAGGACCAGGUGCAGAAGACAGAAUGAAUGACCUACAAUUUGUUAAAGAUGAUGAAAGCAGGAGGAAGCAACCAGAUGAACACGAACAAGUAAAAACAGAUGAACAAGACUGUUAAAGGAGCAUUUGAAAAUGUGCAUCUUUUAGUUUUUGAUUAAGAACGAAUCAUCUUGAACAUUGCCAUAAAAACUGAUGAUGUCUUCAACCAAUGCUUCCCCUCAGCCACCCACUCACCUCCCAUUCUCCUUAUAAACUGGUUGGCUGUUCAAAGGCUUUUGUGGAAGGGAAUUUGAAAUGUUGGUACUUUCUUUUUUGUAAAAGCAGUUUGUGGUGUAUUUUAUAAAGUGAUGGAGAGAAGUCUCCUGUCUUAGCUAAGAUUUCAAAUGCUCUUAAUAAUGGGUAUCUGAUAUCUUUCCUUAUAAAAGUAUUGGAUGGCUACAGUUUAGUAAAUAGUUCAAAGUCCUCUGAAUUCUGGAAUUCCUGGGGUCUCUUAUCUCAAUAGAUCUUAAUAUAUUUUCAAAAUAUUUAUCACUUCAGUGUAGCCUC
Gracilinanus agilis (Agile Gracile Mouse Opossum) is the source of this 1190-nucleotide messenger RNA. RefSeq names its product BCL2 like 10 (gene BCL2L10). The record is from RefSeq and is a predicted model, not a curated record. Lineage: Eukaryota; Metazoa; Chordata; Mammalia; Didelphimorphia; Didelphidae. Gene Ontology annotation, biological process: extrinsic apoptotic signaling pathway in absence of ligand; intrinsic apoptotic signaling pathway in response to DNA damage; regulation of apoptotic process. The transcript has 2 exons. Gene Ontology annotation, molecular function: protein homodimerization activity; protein heterodimerization activity. The coding region runs from base 28 to 591 and encodes 187 amino acids. Gene Ontology annotation, cellular component: mitochondrial outer membrane.